Messenger RNA from Anas platyrhynchos (mallard), 4397 nucleotides. It is a transcript of the gene ORC3, whose product is annotated as origin recognition complex subunit 3. Gene Ontology annotation, molecular function: DNA replication origin binding. Gene Ontology annotation, biological process: DNA replication; DNA replication initiation. NCBI's taxonomy places the organism in Eukaryota, Metazoa, Chordata, Aves, Anseriformes, Anatidae. The record is from RefSeq and is a predicted model, not a curated record. Gene Ontology annotation, cellular component: nuclear pre-replicative complex; nuclear origin of replication recognition complex; DNA replication preinitiation complex.
CCGCCGCCUUUCGGCCCGCCCUGUCAGCGCCGCGCUGCCCCGCACUGCGCAUGCGCCGCGGCCCCGUCCCCUCAGGGCCGCGCGGCCGUUACCUCACGGAGCCGUUAGCGGGGGGGGAGGGGGCGACAUGAGCGCGGGCUCCGUCUCCAAGGGCUGCUUUGUUUUUAAACCAAGUCCCAAGAAGAGAAAGGUGUCUCAAAAAACAGCUGACUACUUCAGGGAAGGAAACAGUGAUGCAGAGGAUAGCGAAUUACGGUUUGCUACUUGUCAGUCAUUAUGGAAACACGUGAAAUUGGAAGCAGAGCAAAUAGAGGAAGAUUUGAAUCAGCAGUUAUUUGAUAACCUUGUAAGUUUUUUGAGGCGGUCUCAUUCCGAGUUCCAGGAGAAGACAACAGAAUGGAAUUGUCGGAUGAAGUCCAGAGAAAUCCCUACUGCAGCUCUUGUCUUAGGUGUAAAUGUUACAGAUCAUGACUUGACUUUCAGAAGUCUUUCGGAAGUCCUUCAGAAUAGAGUUACUCCUUAUGUAGCCUUGCUGCAAGCCAAAGAUUGCCCAGGUAUAAAAAAUCUGAUGCAGAAGCUCUUCGGGCAGCUGAUGAACUGCUAUGUAGAUGUGGACUCAGAGGAAGACGACUAUGUACAGACUUCCCAGAAUAGAAUACGUUGUUCAAUGACUUCUCUAAUCACCUGGUAUGAAAGUGUAACAAAGAAAACAGAUUUUGAGACUCCAAGCAAAAAAAGAACUUCCUCCAGACACUGGAAGUCUCCUCCAGUUGUGAUUAUCUUCAAAGAUAUGGAAAGUUUCACCACAAAAGUACUUCAAGAUUUCAUAGUUAUCAGCAGUCAGCAUAUCCAUGAAUUACCUCUAGUACUGGUUUUUGGAAUCGCUACAUCUCCAAUGAUUAUCCACGGCUUACUUCCUCACUCUGUUUCCUCUCUGCUGUGCAUAGAGCUUUUCCAGUCCCUUUCCUGUAAGGAGCACCUGUCUACUAUAAUUGACAAGGUACUUCUAACAACCCAGUUUCCACUUAAACUGAGUGAGAAAGUUCUUCAAGUUCUCAUCAACAUAUUCUUGUACCAUGAUUUUUCUGUCCAGAAUUUUAUCAAAGGCUUUCAGCUCUGCAUUGUGGAGCAUUUCUAUACCCAGCCUCUUAGUGUACUGUGUUGCCAUCAAGAAGAAUUAAAGAAGAGAAUAAAUUCUUUAUCACAUAAUCAGUGUGAAAACAUUCGAAGGCUGCCUUCUUUUAGAAGGUACGUGGAAAAUCAAACAUCAGAGAAGCAGAUUGCACUGCUGACAACAGACGGUUUCUUAAAGGAAACAGUACAGAAGUUGCUGGAGGACCUGAAUGUUUAUCAUGAAAAUUAUUUUCCAGUUCUGAGAUGUCUUCAUGUUUUCACGUCUUCACUUCCAAAGUAUCCUUUGGGCAAGCAGAUCAGGGAGCUGCACUGUGCAUGUUUGGAAAACCGUGUGUGGGAGACAGAGGAGUAUGAGUCAUUUCUUCAACUAGCAAGGAUGUUGAAUAAGUGUGAUUUGGUAACCAUGCUUCAAAAAUGUGUGGAAAUUCUUGUGUCAUCUCCUGGAAAGGAGUUUGAUAAGACAGUAGAGAAGUUGAAGGAGUUCUUGACCCAGUUUCAGAAACUAGAAGUAGCAGAAGCUUGCCAGGAACAAGAUGAGUCCGUAUCGUCACAAAAGGAGCUCCAGAAGAAGACAGACCUUUAUCAUCUUCAGAAGACUUUGUUGGAGUUGAAGGAAUCAAGGCGGUCUAAGAAACUGACAAAGUUUGAAAUGCUUCGUUUUGAAGUUGUUGACUAUAUAGACAGCGUUGUAAGAAAUUACCUUGUUCCUGCAGACCACAAGACGCUGCAUGAGAUAGUGUAUUUCAACACAGCCAGCAUUCUUCGCGAGCACUUGAACGCUGCCCCCAGGGUUGCACUUCACACGGCUCUGAAUAACCCAUACUCCUACCUGAAGAGCCAAGCUUUGAGAAGCGAUGGAGGAAGCAUUUCUAAUAAAGCCCCUGACAUAUGCAUAGUCUACAAGCUCCAUUUGGAAUGCGGCAGAUUAAUCAAUCUUGUUGAUUGGCUAGAGGCUUUCUCAACUGUGGUGACGGCAGUUGAGGGACCAAAUGCAGAUGCACCUUCCUCAGACGAGGUGGAUGAUGUUAUCCACGCUCGUUUUAUUCGAGCGGUUUCAGAACUGGAACUCCUGGGUUUCAUCAAGCCCAGCAAGCAGAAAACCGAUCACGUGGCGAGGCUGACAUGGGGAGGCUGUUAAUGUGCCACCAGAACCUUAAUAAAGCUGUUCUUUGUAACGCUGGGCGAUGGCUGUGUUCCCACUAAACUAGUCUUAACUGACUUAGCAAGCUGAGUCCGAGUCAAGGCUGACUGAACGCUGAGCUACAUUCCCAGUGCCUGGAGGAACUGCAGUCACAAUGUUGUUUUUUAACACCCUGCCUCCAUAUCGUAAUGCACUGCUCUAUUGCUGCUCGUGUUCCAGAUACUGUAGUGGUGUGCCAGUGUUCAUCAGCUUUGAUGUGCAAUACUUAACGCUGUGCUGAUAUAAUUCAGGAUGCCAAGCCAAAAUGAGAACAGGGGAUGUGUCAGCUGCAGAAGUGAUGAAGCAGCAUUAUUAACUUGCUCACGAUCUGAUAGGAUUUGAAUCAUCAGUAUAAAAUGCCUUCCCCCUCCCUGAAGUACAGAUUUCAGUAUGCUAAGGAAGACAAUAAGCUCCUGUGCUUGGCAUCUGCUGUGUGUCCUUCAAAGCAGAACCAGUCCUAGCACCCUGAAAAACUUGAUCUUGAAGCAGAGAAAGUGACAAUACGUCUGAAGAUACAGCGUUAUGUUGUCUGAGAAGAGCAAAUGCAAACUUUGACUCAUUCCCUUGUUGUACUGAGGAUAAGUAGGAGCUUAGCUGUGGGGAAUUUGUGUCAACAAAGGCCAAAGAAGAAUAUGGCACUCACACAUCUUGGAGGAAGGCAGUAAAAUCCACACACCAUCUCUUUUCUCUUUGCUGAUGAUUUGUAUUCGACACAAGCAAAAGAAACAGCUGAGAGCAGGGAAGCACUGUUUAUGUGACAGCUCUCCAGUCCAUGACACCGCAUCAACAAGCACAGCAGUAGAGACAGCACUACCAGCAAGAAAGAAGACUUUUCUUUGCCCUUCAAGAGCUGCCCUGCCCAUCUUAUGCUUUAGCCUUUGCCUUCACCCUGUUUGGACAGCGAAUGUGUUUUCCAACCAUGGAAGAAGCCUUCCCCUGCAGCACAGUGCCUCUGCUCCACGUUGAUAAACUGCCCCCCCCCCGGGCUGUGGUUCGUGCUCUGCAGUCACGGGGUGGAGGCCUCAGGUCAGCCUUAUCACCUCGCGACCGGCUGCACUGCUCCAGAAGAGUGUUUAGACUUUGCGCUGGGUGGGAAUGACUCGGUUUAUUGUGAAAGACUGUGUUUACCACCAAAGAAAACCUCCCAGUCCUCAGCUGAGUGCCGUCACUCUCCUUUGGUUGGAGGCAGUUGAGCGCAAACAUCCAGCUGUCACGAGAAGCCAGAUGCUCCCACUUAGCUGCAGUGGCACUUCAGCCUUCCUACCCAAAACAGCUGAUAACGAUAGCCCGGAGCUCUGAAGUUUGUACCACGUAAGUAAAACAGAGCCCUACAAGGGCAGGAUAAGUCCUCUUACGAAAAGCUGGAACUUCACGAGCUAUUUACACAGGAGUUUGUGUUAAAUACCCUCGGAGAGUAGGAGUCAUGUAUUUUCCAGUCAUUCUAACUGCAGUGCUUCCUGCUGUGCGUAUGCUCUAAAUGGUGUCAAGCAAAUUAAAGGUUGCGGAAGAUGAGCUUAUCAGCCUUUACUGCUUAAAUACACAACUUGGGAAAGGCAAGGGCAGGAACUCUGAACAGUAAGUUUUAGGAUCUCAUGGGAGCAGUGCUGACGUUCCUCCCUUCUGCCAAGACAUGGGGGUAAACUAACUCAACUGUGCUUCAUUCCAGAGACAAGCCAGGGGCAUCUACGUGUGCUCCACAGGCUUUUUAUUUCCAAGAAGCAGAGAGGAAAGACUAAUUUCAGGAGAAGAAUGCUGCAUAGGCUUCCUCUGCUCUGAACCUGACCUAUUUAUUCUGCAAAUAGGCUUGAAAUACCAAUGUGAGCAGCAAAACAUUGAAAUGUGUCACUGAUCAGCAGGAUGAGCAGCCAAACACCCCCCACACCUGUCCUCAGCCACCUCCUGCAGCCUCCCCUCCCCUAACAGGGCCCGAUCCUUCAAAAUCCAACCACACACUCUCUCAGAGCUUUUAGGGAUUGGGAUAUUUGGAAACAAAGAGACACAAGCUUUCACAGUAUGUGAUGUUCAACCACUACAUGAGCUGGCAACAUGACAUCAAAAAUAAAUAGCAAAAUUAAUAGUUCAU